Messenger RNA from Paramecium sonneborni, 1280 nucleotides. The record is from the annotation of a GenBank genome assembly. Lineage: Eukaryota; Ciliophora; Oligohymenophorea; Peniculida; Parameciidae.
AUGGAUUAAAUAAAAAAUGUUGAUUCUUACUUAGAUACUUUGUUAGGAGAUUUUACAAACUCUAAAUGCUAUAAAUAUGCUUAAAAGAUAGUUUCUAUUAAAUCUUAGAAAAUUUUCCAGGAAUUGGAUUGUCAUUAGUUAUUCAUCAAUCGAAACCAAUAACAUUUAGAUGUGUCUUUUAGGUCCUAAUCUGCUUAAAUCUCUUUUCCAAUUAGGUACUAUAUCAAAAAUAGUAAGAAAGAUUGAUUGCUUUGGUUAAAUUGAAGUUAAAACCUUUACGAAAGAAGAAAUAGAUUCUUUGAGAAAAGAACGAGGAGAAAGAGCACAAUUAAAACUAAGAAAAAUUUAAGAAGCAUCAUAGAAGAGAAAAUAAGACUUUUUAGAAUCUUGGAAAAAAACUUAACAAAUUCAGCAUUAGAAACCAUUAUUUUAAAUACUUUAAGAAUAAGAAAAUGCAUAUAUAAAACAAUAAUAGGAGAUAAUGCAACAUAAAUUAGAGUAAAUCAAACUAGAAAGAAAGCCUUUAAGUAAAAUAGAUUUUGAGGAACAUAAAAAAAAAUUUUGUGAAAUAAUUAAUAAAUCAAGAUAGAAGUCUAACGAAUCAAAAUCGAAUUAAAAAAAAAAUUCAAUAAGUCCUGAAAAAUCUAUUUAUUAUUUAAAAAUAGAACAAGAGAAAGCUAAAUAUAAAUAAUUAGAAUAGGAGAGAAAAAACUAGUUACUAGAAUUAUAGGAGAAAAAAAAGAUUUUUUCUGAAGAAACUAAAAAAAGAUUUAAACCGAAGUUAAGUUUAGAAAAAUAAAAUGAGCUAUUAGAAAUUUAGAGUAAGUUGCAUCAUCGGUCUGAUUUCUAAAAAUAUUAAGUUUUAGCAAAUAAAGUUAGAUAAAAAAAGAUUUCGUAUUAAAUUAAUGAAACUGAUGAAGAGGCAAAAUCAUUGAUUAAUUUUAUAAAAAAUAAAGAUUAAAACACAUCUUAUGAUAUUGCUAGUUAAGAUACUCAAUUACCUAAAUUGAAACAUAAGAGUUUUAUAAUAGAAACAAAUACUUAGCAAUAAAAUAUGAAUUAUUGGUAAAGAGUAGCACUGAAUCAAAAUUUAUCAAUUAAAGAUAAAAAUCAAAUUAUUACAGAAUAAGCAAAAAAGUAAAUUUAGAUAAUAAUUUAGGUUAGAAGAUUUGUCCAAAAAAUAAGAAUAAUUAGCACGAGUUACAGGUUAUGAAAGUUAAGAAGCAGACAAUCUUUUGAUUAGUUCCAUCAAAGCUAAAUUGACAGUUUUAGAAAAUUGA